AUGGAGCAAGCGGAGCGUUCUGGCCCCGCGCCUCUGAUUGAUUUCAUCGUCUCGGCGCCGGACUUGCAGGCGUUCCACGCCGAGAACCUGAAGCGGAAUCCGGACCACUACCCCCUGUUUGCACGCGCUCUAGGGCCCAAGUUUGUGGCGUGGGCGAACGAUGCCUGGGGUGCUGGACUCUGGUACGUCACGAUGGUCAAGGUGCAGGGGCUGGAGAUCAAGUACGGCGUCGUGGCCUCGGACACGCUCGUGAGGGACCUACAGCAGUGGCGUACACUGUACACGGCCGGCAGGCUGCAGAAGCCCGUCCUCGUGCUCACAGAGACGCCCGAGAUCAGCGCCGCCCUCUCCGCCAACCUCCGGUAUGCGCUGAGUUACGCGCUCCUGCUCUUGCCGGAACGCUUCUCCGAGUUCGAGCUCUGGGAGAAAAUCACGAGCAUCUCGUACUCUGGCGACCCGCGCAUGAACAUCCCCGGUGGCGAGAACCCGCGCAAGAUCCAGAACAUUGUGCGAGGAAAGAACGUCCUCGAGGGAUUCAGGAGCCUGUACAGCAACCAUGUUGGACGGGUUGGACUGCGCUUCGCAGACGACAAGCCGCCGGCAGCUAGCCAGGUCGCCAAGUUCCUCUGGCAGGGCAAUGGCGAUGCCACACUCCAGCAGCCCGGCAACAGCGAGCACCUCGCCCAGCUCCUUGUCGACCUCCCCCGGCCACUCAAGGUCAAGGUUGCCGGACACUUCAAGGCGGACGUCGACGACCCGACCGCGUGGCUCGAGAUCACGAACAAACCUGGCUUCCGCAAGAUUGUUGAGGACGGUGAGCUUCCUGGUCUCGGACGCUAG
This is a messenger RNA of Trichosporon asahii var. asahii CBS 2479, 840 nucleotides long. Its product is annotated as matrix protein import-related protein. Gene Ontology annotation, molecular function: phosphatidate cytidylyltransferase activity. NCBI's taxonomy places the organism in Eukaryota, Fungi, Basidiomycota, Tremellomycetes, Trichosporonales, Trichosporonaceae. Bases 1 to 840 code for a protein of 279 amino acids. Gene Ontology annotation, biological process: cardiolipin biosynthetic process; CDP-diacylglycerol biosynthetic process. The transcript has a single exon. Gene Ontology annotation, cellular component: mitochondrion. The record is from RefSeq and is a predicted model, not a curated record.